UCAUUGUUUCUCCAGUCCUGAUGAAGAGUCGACUGUUUGUUUACUCUUUUCCAUAGUUGCUGCCUGACCUUCUGAGUUCUUCCAGCAUUUUGUGCGUGAUGCAAAUUCCUAGCCAGACUGGAUCUAACAGGUCUCUUGAUGCAUAGUCUCUUGGCAGACAUUUCAUCCGCCAGAGUGCCCAGCUCCCGAUAUCUUCCUUCCUCCUUCCCUCCCACCGGGAGAAUCGCUGUGCGUUUUCCUCGCCGUGCCGUACAGAAUGUGCCUUUAAAGGCGGAAGACGCGUUUUAACUGCUGCGCACCCAGUUGUCAUACAAGGAACUAUCUAAUAAGAAGCACUGAUGUACUUUACUGAAAAGUAAAUCUUACCGAGAAACUUCCUUGGCACGACUCGCAACACGGUGUUCGCGUUCCAACACAGGAACAGAUUAAUUUACAGGGUGAUUAUAGGGCGGAAAUAGUUGAUCGGAGAAGGGGGUUCCAACCUACUGCUUUCCUUCAUAUGUCUGUGAUCUAAAGGCUGUGUGACACUGCCAGUUGAAACAAGUCCGGCGUGGAAGCCUGCCGCGGGGUCUUCACUGAGGCUCACAGUCAGAACAGAGUAAGCUAGCAGUGGCAAAAGGUUUAUCCUGUACUUGUAUAAAUUAUUUAUUUAUUGAAUAUAAUCACCCCCACCUCUAAGUCACAAACUUCUUCAGAGAAGAGGAUGACUAACACUACAAGCCCUGACAAUGAUGACUUCUGUGAAAACAUCAGUGACUUCAAAACUUCUACCUACCCUCCAGUGUACCUGGUCACAUUUAUUCUUGGGUUUACUGAAAACGUCUUCUGUUUAUAUGUAUUCCUAAAGUUAUACAAGAGGAAGACUGAAUUCAGCAUUGUCAUGGUGAACCUGGCAAUUGCAGACCUAUUCUUUGUUUGCACGUUGCCUUGGCGCAUUUAUUAUUACUGGAAAGGCAGUAUUUUGAAUUUUCCACCUUCGUUCUGCAGAUUCAUGUUUUAUGCACUCUACCUCAAUAUGUACUGCAGCAUCUACUUUCUGACCCUAAUGAGCGUCUUGCGUUAUUUUGCAAUUGUGCAUCCACUUAAAUAUUUAAAGUAUAGAACGAUUAAAAAUGUCCUAAUUUUGUGCAUAUUCAUAUGGGUAUUUGUGGGUGUAGUAGCUAGUCCUUUACUAAUAGAAGACAAUUCUAUUGCAAAGAAUAAUAGAACAAUAUGCUUUGACCCUAAAAAUAAAAUUAAUCGUAAAAUAUACAGCAUGAAUUUAAUUUCACUGCCAGUAGGUUGUGUUAUUCCCUUCCUUAUUAUCACUAUUUGUUACAUUUUUGUUCUUAAAACUUUGCUAACUUCAAAGGCAGAGCAUGACAAGCAAAAAUGUUCCCGCAAAAAAGCUAUAGCAAUGAUUAUUAUUGUUAUGGUUAUAUUUCUGACCAAUUUUCUGCCCUACCACAUUUUGCGGACUGUCCAUCUUGCCAUGAAUUUCCAUGGCAGUCAUAGCACAAACCAGGUUAAUUGUUUCAUUCAGCGUUCUGUGGUGAUCACCCUGUGUGGUGUAGCAUUCAAUACCUGUUUGGACCCUCUUUUAUAUUACUUUGGAGCAGAAUCCUUCAGGGAUAAGCUGAGAAGCAGGAGGACUAUAGCGAACAAUCAAAUAUGAUUUAUCUCCUACAAUUCAUUGUAGGACUGACAGUAUGUGGAAUUUCUCCUUGCUUCUUGUUUAGAAUGCAGAAGGUCAAAGAUCAAUCAUAUUGGUUUUAGAUCCUGUCUUUAAACAAUUUAUUUUGACAUACAGUUUUGGCAGUUUUCAUCAAAAAGCAGGAACCUGUCCAUGAGCCUCACUCCAGACAACUGUUACUUAGCAGUGGUUACUUAAGUUCUUUCUAGCUUUUGAAGAUCGACAUUCACAUAACAUUUAUGUGAUAACACUUGUAGAGUAAGCUGUUUUAUGCAUUUUCCUUCACAACAAAAACUGACCAGAAACACCUGAGAAGCAAGAUCCCAGCAAGAAUGAAGAACCAAAGGAAAUAAGCAUGAUUUUUCCAAAUAACCUAAGAACUUGGUGAAUCCCAAAGACCUGAUGAUCUACAACCAAGGGUUUUAACGCACUGGCUAUAGGGACCGUGAAUGCUCUGGUUAUCAUAUUCCAAAGUUACAUAUAUUCCAGAAUUUUUCUUGUUUAUUGGAAGGCAGCAAAUAAGUGGGAUUGCCUAAUGUUGACGCUCAAGGGCAUGGGUAUUCAUAAAUCACUGAAAGUGAUUAGGGGGGCAAAUGGUAUCAUUAUUAUGCAAAGAUUUGAACACAGCAGUAAUUGAAAAGUCCAUUGUCUCAUUGCUGUUAAAAUUCUCCGUCCUAAAGGGCUGUGGAGGCUUAGUUGUUGAGUUAAUUUGAAUCAGAAUUUGAUAGAUAUAUGAGUAUCAAACAAAUCUGGAGAUAGGGCAAGAAAAUGAUGCAGACGUAGAUUAACCAUGAUCUUUGUGAUUAGCAGCACAGAAUCAAAGGGCCAAAUGGCCCAAUUCUGUACUAUUUCAUUUGUUACUAAAUCUUUCUUUUGAAUCUUCUAGCCCUUUAAUUGCUGAGCCCUUUGAAUUUGCCCAGUUUUAAUUGUGCCACUGCUUUCGGCCAUGUCUCAAGUUGCCAGAAUUAUAAUUUCCAGAAUUUCUUCAUAAAAUCUUCCUGCUUCUCUGAAACUUACUUCUUUGACAACUUUUUUGACACAUCUGGUUCAGUUUGUGAUGUUACUUUGAAAGGUUAUAAUUAUUAAAACAAUUGUAUAAAUACAAGAUGUUGCCAGUUAUUGGCCAUAAUACAAUAUUUGGAUAUAUGCAGUUCUAACAUUAGAUUAUAUCUUAUUACUUCUUAAGACCUACCUACCUAUUUCCAAAACUGCAAAUACUUGUUUUAUUUCUAAUCAGUUCUUCAGGCCAUUGCUUACCAAAGCCCACAUUACUGAGAAAUCUAAUUAAUUAUCAGGAGAACUAGAGUACAUCUGCAGUAGGUAGUUAUGUAUUUAAUGUUUCAAUAGUGUUUAAGUAAUAUUGUAAACAUUUUGUUGAUUAGACAUUCUUGUUCGUUUAAAUAAUUCAUUAUGGAUUAUAUGUAAAGUUAAGUGAAUUGCUUACAUCAUGCACUACCACAUAAUAUAUGUGCAUUUCACUUAAAAUAAACUCUAAGUUAG
Messenger RNA from Mobula hypostoma (lesser devil ray), 3172 nucleotides. RefSeq names its product cysteinyl leukotriene receptor 2-like. Lineage: Eukaryota; Metazoa; Chordata; Chondrichthyes; Myliobatiformes; Myliobatidae. Gene Ontology annotation, molecular function: G protein-coupled receptor activity. The record is from RefSeq and is a predicted model, not a curated record. Gene Ontology annotation, biological process: G protein-coupled receptor signaling pathway. The transcript has 3 exons. The coding region runs from base 704 to 1654 and encodes 316 amino acids. Gene Ontology annotation, cellular component: plasma membrane.